Molecule: messenger RNA, 13245 nt
Organism: Prionailurus viverrinus (fishing cat)
Lineage: Eukaryota; Metazoa; Chordata; Mammalia; Carnivora; Felidae
Gene: MUC2
Product: mucin 2, oligomeric mucus/gel-forming
Exons: 49
Coding region: 1-13245 (4414 amino acids)
Cellular component (GO): extracellular matrix
Molecular function (GO): protein binding
Source: RefSeq, a predicted model, not a curated record
AUGGGGCUGCCGCUAGCCGGCCUGGUGGCCGUCUGCCUGGCCCUGAGCUCAGCUGGGGGUGCGGAGCUCCAGAGAGAGGGCAGGACCCGGAACCAUGGCCACAGCGUCUGCAGCACUUGGGGCGACUUCCACUAUAAGACGUUCGACGGCGACAUCUUCCGCUUCCCGGGCCUCUGCGACUACAACUUUGCGUCUGACUGCAGGGACUCCUACAAGGAGUUUGCGGUGCACCUGAAGCGGGGCCUGGGACGAGAUGGGGCUCACCCCCAGCUCGACUACAUCCUGCUGAACAUCAAAGACGACACUAUCUACCUCACCCGCCAGCUGGCGGUGCUGAACGGGGCCGUGGUCAGCACCCCGCACUAUAGCCCCGGGCUGCUCAUUGAGAAGAGCGACGUCUAUACCAAGGUCUACUCCCGCGUGGGACUCACCCUCAUGUGGAACCGGGAAGAUUCCCUCAUGCUGGAGCUGGACAGUAAGUUCCGGAACCACACGUGUGGCCUCUGCGGGGACUACAACGGCCUGCACGUCUAUUCAGAGUUCCUCUCUGACGGUGUGUCCUUCAGUGCCAUCGAGUUUGGGAACAUGCAGAAGAUCAAAAAGCCUGGGGCGGUGUGUGAGGACCCCGAGGAGGAGCCCGCGGGAGAGUCCUGCUCUGAGCACCGCGCCGAGUGCGAGAGGCUGCUGACGGGCUCGGCCUUCGAGGACUGCCUGGGCCUGGUGCCGCUGGAGCUGUACGUGCAGGCCUGCGCGCAGGACCGCUGCCGGUGCCCGCUGGGCGCCUCCUGCGUCUGCAGCAGCCUCGCCGAGUUCUCCCGCCAGUGCUCGCACGCGGGCGGCCGGCCGGGCACCUGGAGGACCCCCAAGUUCUGCCCCAAGAGCUGCCCCGGGAACAUGGUUUACCUGGAGAGCGGCUCACCCUGCAUGGACACCUGCUCACACCUGGGAAUCAGCAACCUGUGUGAGGAGCACCGCAUGGACGGCUGUUUUUGCCCGGAAGGCACUGUGUACGAUGACAUUGCGGGCAGAGGCUGCAUUCCCGUCAGCCAGUGUCACUGCAAGGUCCACGGGCACCUGUACUUGCCCGGCCAGCAGAUCACCAACGACUGCGAGCAGUGCGUCUGCACCGCCGGCCGCUGGGUGUGCAAAGACCUGCCAUGCCCAGGCACCUGCGCCCUGGAGGGCGGCUCCCACAUCUCCACCUUCGACGGGAAGAAGUACACUUUCCACGGGGACUGCUACUACGUGCUGGUCAAGGGUGACCACGACUCCUAUGCCCUCCUGGGUGAGCUGGCCCCCUGCGGCUCCACGGACAAGCAGACCUGCCUGAAGACGGUGGUGCUGCUGACCGACAAGAAGAAGAACGUGGUGGCCUUCAAGUCGGACGGCAGCGUGCUGCUGAAUGAGCUGCAGGUGAACUUGCCCCACGUGACUGCCAGCUUCUCCAUCUUCCAACCAUCCUCCCACCACCUCGUGGUGAACACCGCCUUCGGCCUCAGGCUGCAGGUGCAGCUGGUGCCCGUGAUGCAGCUGUUUGUGACGCUGGACCAGGCCGCCCAGGGGCGCGUGCAGGGCCUCUGCGGGAACUUCAACGGCCUGGAAGGGGAUGACUUCAAGACGGCGGGCGGGCUGGUGGAGGCCACGGGGGCCGGCUUCGCCAACACGUGGAAGGCCCAGUCGAGUUGCCACGACAAACUGGACUGGCUGGAGGACCCCUGCUCCCUCAACAUCGAGAGCGCCAACUACGCGGAGCACUGGUGCUCCCUGCUGAAGAAGACAGAGACCCCCUUCGGCAGGUGCCACUCAGCCGUGGACCCCUCGGAGUAUUACAAGAGGUGCAGGUACGAUACGUGUAACUGCCAGAACAGCGAGGACUGCAUGUGCGCCGCCCUGUCCUCCUACGCCCGCGCCUGCGCCACCAAGGGCGUCAUGCUGUGGGGGUGGCGGGAGCAAGUCUGCAACAAGGACGUGGGCUCCUGCCCCAGCUCACAGAUCUUCCUGUACAACCUGACCACCUGCCAGCCCACCUGCCGCUCGCUCUCCGAGGCCGACACCCACUGCCUCAAGGGCUUUGCGCCGGUGGACGGCUGCGGCUGCCCCGACCACACCUUCCUGGAUGAGAAGGGCCGCUGUGUGCCCCUGGCCAAGUGCUCUUGCUAUCACCGCGGCCUCUACCUGGAGGCCGGGGCAGUGGUCCUGCGGCAGGGGGAGCGAUGCGUUUGCCGGAACGGCAGGCUUCAGUGCAUUCAGAUCCAGCUGAUCGGCCUUCGCUGUCAGGCCCCAAAGAUCCACAUGGAUUGCAACAACCUGACAGCGCUGGCCAUCCAGAACCCGCGACCCACCAGCUGCCAGACGCUGGCUGCCGGCCACUACCAGACGGAGUGCAUCAGCGGCUGUGUUUGCCCGGACGGGCUGCUGGAUGACGGCCGCGGCGGCUGCGUCGUGGAAGAGCAGUGUCCCUGUGUGCACAACAAGGACCUGUACUCCCCUGGGGACAAGAUCAAGGUGGACUGCAACACCUGCACCUGCCGGAGGGGCCGCUGGGCGUGCACGCAGGCCGUGUGCUACGGCUCCUGCUCCAUCUACGGAAGUGGCCACUACAUCACGUUCGACGGAAAGCACUACGACUUUGAUGGACACUGCUCCUACGUGGCGGCUCAGGACUACUGUGGCCAGAACUCCUCACUGGGCUCCUUCAGCAUCAUCACCGAGAAUGUUCCCUGUGGCACCACGGGCGUCACCUGCUCCAAGGCCAUCAAAAUCUUCAUGGGGAGUCUGGAGCUGAAGCUGGAGGGCAAGCACCGCGCGGUGAUCCAGCGAGACGUGGGCCACCACGUGUCCUACACCACGCGGGAGGUGGGCCAGUACCUGGUGGUAGAGGCCAGCGUGGGCGUCAUCGUCAUCUGGGACAAGAGGACCACCGUCUUCAUCAAGCUGGCGCCGUCCUACGAGGGCACGGUGUGCGGGCUGUGUGGGAACUUCGACCGCCGCUCCAGCAACGACUUCACCACGAGGGACCACAUGGUGGUGGACAGCGAGCUGGACUUCGGGAACAGCUGGAAGGCGGCUCCCACCUGCCCAGACGUGAGCUUCACCCCAGAGCCCUGCGCCCUGAGGCCGCACCGCCUCUCCUGGGCCAUGAAGCAGUGCAGUAUCAUCAAGAGCCGGGUCUUCGCCGUCUGCCACAGCAAGGUGGACCCCAAGCCAUUCUACGAGGCCUGCGUCCAUGACUCGUGCUCCUGCGACACGGGCGGGGACUGUGAGUGCUUUUGCUCUGCCGUGGCCUCCUACGCCCAGGCGUGCACGAAGGAGGGGGCCUGCGUGUUCUGGAGGACGCCAGACCUGUGCCCCAUCUUCUGUGACUACUACAACCCCCCGGACGAGUGCGAGUGGCACUACGAGCCGUGUGGGAACCGCAGCUUUGAGACCUGCAGGACGGUCAACGGGAUCCACUCCAACAUCUCCGUGUCCUACCUGGAGGGCUGCUACCCACGGUGCCCCAAGGACAGGCCCAUCUACGACGAGGACAAGAAAAAGUGCGUCACGGCCGACCAGUGUGGCUGCUACGUCGAGGACACCCGUUACCCACCUGGAGCGUCCGUGCCCUCCGACAAGGACUGCCAGUCUUGCAUGUGUACCAACUCCUCGGAAGUCGUCUGCCGGCCCGAAGAAGGGAAGAUUCUCAACUAUACUCAGGAUGGGUCUUUCUGCUACUGGCUGAUCUGCGGGCCCAACGGGACGGUGGAGAAACACUUCAACGUCUGCCAGCCUACCUCGCCUCCCUCGUCCUCCUUGCCGCCCUCCACCACCCCGGUCACCGGCACCACGAGCACCACCCCCACCCCCACCCCCAGCACAGCAACGACCAUCUCCUCAACGACCCCGUCCUCAACCACUCCCAAUGUGUGCUGCUUCUGGUCCGACUGGAUCAACGAGAACCACCCCAGCAUGGACAGCACCGGUGGAGACUGGGAGAAAUUCGACAGUGUCUGCAGGGAACCCGAGGACAUCCAGUGCAGGUUGGCCACGGAGCCAGAGCUCAGCUGGGAGGAGACGGGCCAGAAGGUACGGUGCGAUGUCUCCUCAGGGUUCACUUGCCUCAACGAAGACCAGUUUGGAAACGGGCCGUUCGCCGUCUGUUAUGACUAUGAAAUACGUGUCAAUUGUUGCCUGCCGAUGUAUGAGUGUCCCGGGUCCCCAACCACGGCCCCAACCACCACCCCCUCAACCACAACCACCACCCCGACCACCACCAGCAUGCCUGAGUGCGUGCCUGAGUGCAAUUGGACUGGCUGGCUGGAUUCAGGGAAACCAGACAACACCAAACCGGGGGCAGACAUCGAAUCUGUCAAGGUCUGUGAACCAGGCUGGGCGGCCAACAUCUCCUGCAGAGCCGCCCAGUUCCCUGACGUCCCCCUUGGGCAGCUGGGGCAGAACGUGGAUUGCGACAUCAGUGUCGGGCUGGUGUGCAGAAAUGAAAACCAGAAGCCAGGGGGAUACAUGCCCCAGCCUUCUUGCCUCAACUAUGAGAUCAACGUCUACUGCUGUUCGUGGCCUCCACCCUGCAUCUCCACGCCUUCCCCUGUAACCACGCCGACCUCCCCGACCACCACCACCACCAGCACAGAGACCCCGACCCCGGCCUCGACCACCACCACCAGCAGCACGGAGACUCCGACCUCCACCCCGACCACCACCAGCACGGAGACCCCGACCUCCACCCCGACCACCACCAGCACGGAGACCCCGACCUCCACUCUGACCACCACCAGCACGGAGACCCCGACCCCGGCCUCCACCACCACCACCACCAGCACGGAGACUCCGACCCCCACCCCGACCACCACCAGCACGGAGACCCCGACCCCCACCCCGACCACCACCAGCACGGAGACCCCGGCCCCCACCCUGACCACCACCAGCACGGAGACCCCGACCCCCACCCCGACCACCACCAGCACGGAGACCCCGACCUCCACCCCAACCACCACCACCACCAGCACGGAGACCCCGACCCCCAACCCGACCACCACCAGCAUGGAGACCCCGACCCCGGGCUCGACCACCACCACCACCAGCACGGAGACCCCGACCUCCACCCCAACCACCACCACCACCAACACGGAGACCCCGACCCCCACCCCGACCACCACCAGCACGGAGACCCUGACCCCGGCCUCCACCCCGACCACCACCAGCACGGAGACCCCGACCUCCACUCUGACCACCACCAGCACGGAGACCCCAACUGCCACCCCGACCACGACCAGCACGGAGACCCCGACCCCGGCCUCCACCACCACCACCACCAGCACGGAGACCCCGACCUCCACCCCGACCACCACCAGCACGGAGACCCCGACCUCCACUCUGACCACCACCAGCACGGAGACCCCGACCCCGGCCUCCACCACCACCACCACCAGCACGGAGACUCCGACCCCCACCCUGACCACCACCAGCACGGAGACCCCGACCCCCACCCCGACCACCACCAGCACGGAGACCCCGACCCCCACCCCGACCACCACCAGCACGGAGACCCCGACCCCGGCCUCGACCACCACCAGCACGGAGACCCCGACCUCCACCACAACCACCACCACCACCAGCACGGAGACCCCGACCCCCACUCCGACCACCACCAGCACGGAGACCCCGACCCCGGCCUCCACCCCGACCACCACCAGCACGGAGACCCCGACCUCCACUCUGACCACCACCAGCACGGAGACCCCAACUGCCACCCCGACCACCACCAGCACGGAGACCCCGACCCCGGCCUCCACCCCAACCACCACCCCGACCACCACCAGCACGGAGACCCCGACCUCCACUCUGACCACCACCAGCACGGAGACCCCGACCCCGGCCUCGACCACCACCACCACCAGCACGGAGACCCCGACCUCCACCCCGACCACCACCACCACCAGCACGGAGACCCCGACCCCCGCCUCGACCACCACCAUCACAGAGACCCCAACCCCGGCCUCGACCACCACCACCACCAGCACGGAGACCCCGCCCCCGGCCUCGACCACCACCACCAUCAGCACGCGGACCCCGACCCCGACCUCCACCCCGACCACCACCAGCACGGAGACCCCGACCCCGGCCUCCAUCACCACGACCACCAGCACGGAGACCCCAACCCCCACCCCGACCACCACCAGCACGGAGACCCCGACCCCGGCCUCAACCACCACCACCACCAGCACGGAGACCCUGACCUCCACCCCGACCAUCACCACCACCAGCACGGAGACCCCGACCCCCACCCCGACCACCACCAGCACGGAGACCCCGACCCCGGCCUCCACCACCACCACCACCACCAGCACGGGGACCCCGACCUCCACCCCGACCACCACCAGCACGGAGACCCCAACCGCCACCCUGACCACCACCAGCACGGAGACCCCGACCCCGGCCUCCACCACCACGACCACCAGCACGGAGACCCCGACUCCCACCCCGACCACCACCAGCACAGAGACCCCGACCCCAGCCUCCACCACCACCACCACCAGCACGGAGACCCCGACCCCCACCCCGACCACCACCAGCACAGAGACCCCGACCCCAGCCUCCACCACCACCACCACCAGCACGGAGACCCCGACCUCCACCCCGACCACCACCACCACCAGCACGGAGACCCCGACCCCCGCCUCGACCACCACCAUCACAGAGACCCCAACCCCGGCCUCGACCACCACCACCACCAGCACGGAGACCCUGCCCCUGGCCUCGACCACCACCACCACCAGCACGCGGACCCCGACCCCGACCUCCACCCCGACCACCACCAGCACAGAGACCCCGACCCCGGCCUCCAUCACCACGACCACCAGCACGGAGACCCCAACCCCCACGCCGACCACCACCAGCACGGAGACCCCGACCCCCACCCCGACCACCACCAGCACGGAGACCCCGACCUCCACCCCGACCACCACCAGCACAGAGACCCCGACCCCAGCCUCCACCACCACCACCACCAGCACGGAGACCCCGACCCCCACCCCGACCACCACCAGCACAGAGACCCCGACCCCAGCCUCCACCACCACCACCACCACCACCAGCACGGAGACCCCGACCUCCACCCCGACCACCACCAGCACGGAGACCCCGACCCCGGCCUCCACCACCACCACCACCAGCACGGGAACCCUGAUCUCCACCCCGACCUCCACCAGCACGGAGACCCCGACCUCCACCCCGACCACCACCAGCACGGAGACCACAACCGCCACCCCGACCACCACCAGCACGGAGACCCCGACCCCGGCCUCCACCCCAACCACCACCAGCACGGAGACCCCAACCACCACCCCGACCACCACCAGCACGGAGACCCCGACCCCGGCCUCGACCACCACCAGCACGGAGACCCCGACCCCGGCCUCCACCCCAACCACCACCAGCACGGAGACCCCAACCACCACCCCAACCACCACCAGCACGGAGACCCCAACCACCACCCCGACCACCACCAGCACAGAGACCCCGACCCCGGCCUCCAUCACCACGACCAGCAGCACGGAGACCCCAACCCCCACCCCGACCACCACCAGCACGGAGACCCCGACCCCCACCCCGACCACCACCAGCACGGAGACCCCGACCCCCACCCCGACCACCACCAGCACGGAGACCCCGACCCCGGCCUCGACCACCACCACCACCAGCACAGAGACCCCAACCCCCGCCUCGACCACCACCACCACCAGCACGGAGACCCCGAUCCCGGCCUCGACCACCACCACCACCAGCACGGAGACCCCGACCCCGGCCUCGACCACCACCACCACCAGCACAGAGACCCCAACCCCCGCCUCGACCACCACCAGCACAGAGACCCCAAUCCCGGCCUCGACCACCACCACCACCAGCACGGGGACCCCGACCCCGACCUCCACCCCGACCACCACCAGCAAGGAGACGCCGACCCCGGCCUCGAGCACCACCACCACCAGCACGAAGACCCCGACCUCCACCACCACCAGCACGGAGACCCCGACCACCACCCCGACCACCACCAGCACGGAGACCCCGACCCCGGCCUCCACCACCACCACCACCACCACCACAACCAGCACGGGGACCCCGACCUCCACCCCGACCACCACCAGCACGGAGACCCCGACCCCGGCCUCCACCACCACCACCACCACCAGCACGGGGACCCCGACCUCCACUCUGACCACCACCAGCACGGAGACCCCGACCCCGGCCUCCACCACCACCACCACCACCAGCACGGGGACCCCGACCUCCACCCCGACCACCACCAGCACGGAGACCCCGACCCCGGCCUCCACCACCACCACCACCACCAGCACGGGGACCCCGACCUCCACCCCGACCACCACCAGCACGGAGACCCCGACCCCGGCCUCCACCACCACCACCACCAGCACGGAGACCCCGACCCCCACCCCGACCACCACCAGCACGGAGACCCCGACCCCAAUCUCCACCACCACCACCACCAGCACGGAGACCCCGACCCCCACCCCGACCACCACCAGCACGGAGACCCCGACCCCGGCCUCCACCACCACCACCACCAGCACGGGGACCCCGGCCUCCACCCCAACCACCACCAGCACGGAGACCCCAACUGCCACCCCGACCACCACCAGCACGGAGACCCCGACCCCCACCCCGACCACCACCAGCACGGAGACCCCGACCUCCACUCUGACCACCACCAGCACGGAGACCCCGACCCCGGCCUCCACCACCACCACCACCAGCACGGGGACCCCGGCCUCCACCCCAACCACCACCAGCACGGAGACCCCAACUGCCACCCUGACCACCACCAGCACGGAGACCCCGACCCCCACCCCGACCACCACCAGCACGGAGACCCCGACCCCGGCCUCCACCACCACCACCACCACCAGCACGGGGACCCCGACCCCCACCCCGACCACCACCAGCACGGAGACCCUGACCCCGGCCUCCACCACCACCACCACCACCAGCACGGGGACCCCGACCCCCACCCCGACCACCACCAGCACGGAGACCCCGACCCCGGCCUCCACCACCACCACCACCACCAGCACGGGGACCCCGACCUCCACCCCGACCACCACCAGCACGGAGACCCCGACCCCGGCCUCCACCACCACCACCACCACCAGCACGGGGACCCCGACCUCCACCCCGACCACCACCAGCACGGAGACCCCGACCCCGGCCUCCACCACCACCACCACCAGCACGGAGACCCCGACCCCCACCCCGACCACCACCAGCACGGAGACCCCGACCCCAAUCUCCACCACCACCACCACCAGCACGGAGACCCCAACCCCCACCCCGACCACCACCAGCACGGAGACCCCGACCCCGGCCUCCACCACCACCACCACCAGCACGGGGACCCCGGCCUCCACCCCAACCACCACCAGCACGGAGACCCCAACUGCCACCCCGACCACCACCAGCACGGAGACCCCGACCCCCACCCCGACCACCACCAGCACGGAGACCCCGACCUCCACUCUGACCACCACCAGCACGGAGACCCCGACCCCGGCCUCCACCACCACCACCACCAGCACGGGGACCCCGGCCUCCACCCCAACCACCACCAGCACGGAGACCCCAACUGCCACCCUGACCACCACCAGCACGGAGACCCCGACCCCCACCCCGACCACCACCAGCACGGAGACCCCGACCCCGGCCUCCACCACCACCACCACCACCAGCACGGGGACCCCGACCUCCACCCCAACCACCACCAGCACGGAGACCCCGACCCCGGCCUCCACCACCACCACCACCAGCACGGAGACCCCGACCCCCACCCCGACCACCACCAGCACGGAGACCCCGACCCCAGUCUCCACCACCACCACCAGCACGGAGACCCCGACUCCCACCCCGACCACCACCAGCACGGAGACCCCGACCCCGGCCUCCACCACCACCACCACCAGCACGGAGACCCCGACCCCCACCCCGACCACCACCAGCACGGAGACCCCGACCUCCACUCUGACCACCACCAGCACGGAGACCCCGACCCCGGCCUCCACCACCACCACCACCACCAGCACGGGGACCCCGGCCUCCACCCCGACCACCACCAGCACGGAGACCCCAACUGCCACCCCGACCACCACCAGCACGGAGACCCCGACCCCCACCCCGACCACCACCAGCACGGAGACCCCGACCCCGGCCUCCACCACCACCACCACCAGCACGGGGACCCCGGCCUCCACCCCGACCACCACCAGCACGGAGACCCCAACUGCCACCCCGACCACCACCAGCACGGAGACCCCGACCCCCACCCCGACCACCACCAGCACGGAGACCCCGACCCCGGCCUCCACCACCACCACCACCACCAGCACGGGGACCCCGACCUCCACCCCGACCACCACCAGCACGGAGACCCCAGCCGCCACCCUGACCACCACCAGCACGGAGACCCCGACCCCGGCCUCCACCACCACCCCCUCCACACCCACACCCACGACUGUGUCAGCGACGUCCACAGAAACGCUCACACCGCCAGGACGCCCGUCAUCCACUCCGCACAGGCCACCGACCACGAGUGCCACGACCUCCAGUGUGCACCCCCCCACGCUGACCCCAAUCUCCUCCCCCAGCAUUGUUGAAACUACAGGUUCCAUCACCAGCACAGCCCUGGAAUACUGUUGCGUUUUGAAUGACACAUACUUUGCCCCAGGUGAAACGGUGUAUAACGGCACGCAUGGGGACACCUGCUAUUACGUGAACUGCUCGCUGUCCUGCACCUUGGAGUUCUUCAACUGGUCGUGUCCGUCCACACCCUCCCCAACGCCCACCCCUUCCUCGCCAACGCCGGCCUCAACACCCAAACCACCCACGUCCAUGGCAUCGAGCACUCUGGCCACCACCAAGCCCCCUGGGUGCCUAGACUUUGAUCCUCCCAGAGAGGAGAACGAGACGUGGUGGCUGUGUAACUGCACCAUGGCCAUCUGCAAAUACGACAACAUAGUGGAGUUAGUGCAGGUGAAGUGCAACCCCCCACCCAUGCCCACCUGCUCCAACGACCUCCCGCCCGUGCGCGUCAUGGACCCUGAUGGCUGCUGCUGGCACUGGGAGUGCGACUGCUACUGCACAGGCUGGGGGGACCCGCACUACGUCACCUUCGACGGGCUUUACUACAGCUACCAGGGCAACUGCACGUAUGUGCUGGUGGAGGAGAUCCGCCCCACGGUAGACGGCUUCGGCGUCUACAUCGACAACUACCACUGUGACGUCAACGACCGGGUGUCCUGCCCCCGCACGCUCAUCGUGCGCCACGAGACCCAGGAGGUGCUGAUCAAGACGGUGCAGAUGGCCCCCAUAAAAGUGCAGGUGCAGGUCAACGGGCAGGCCGUGGCGCUGCCCUACAGGAAGUAUGGGCUGCAGGUGUCCCAGUCGGGCAUCAACUACGUGGUGGACAUCUCCAGGCUGGGCGCCCUCAUCUCCUACAACGGCCUGUCCUUCUCCAUCAGGCUGCCCCACCACCGGUUUGGCAACAACACCAAGGGCCAGUGUGGCACUUGUACCAACAACACCGCCGACGACUGCGUGUUGCCCAGCGGAGAGGUCGUUUCCAACUGUGAGGUCGCGGCCGACCAGUGGGUGGUGAACGACCCCUCCAAGCCACACUGUCCCCACGUCGGCGUCACCACCAAGCCCCCGGCUAGCACGCCGUCAGCGGGCAGCCCCACGCCCAAGGACUGUGCUUCCCCUCUCUGCGACCUCAUCAAAGACAGCCUGUUCGCCCAGUGCCACGCCGUGGCACCCCCCCAGCACUACUACGACGCCUGCGUGUUCGACAGCUGCUUCGUGCCCGGCUCGGGCCUGGAGUGCGCCAGCCUGCAGACCUACGCGACCCUCUGUGCCCAGAAGGGUGUCUGUAUCGACUGGCGGAACCACACCAACGGAGCCUGCUUGCUGACGUGUCCGCCUCACAGGGAGUACCGGGCCUGUGGUCCUCCAGAGGAACCCACCUGCAAGUCUGGAUCCUUCGAGAAGAACAACAGCAUCCUGGUGGAGGGCUGCUUCUGUCCCGAGGGCACCAUGAACUACGCCCCGGGAUUCGACGCCUGUGUGGACAUGUGUGGCUGUGUGGGACCUGACAAUGUGCCUAGAAAGUUUGGGGAACACUUUGAGUUCGACUGCAAGAGCUGUGUCUGCCUGGAGGGCGGGAGCGGCAUUUCCUGCCUGCCCAAGACGUGCAGCCAGGAGCCGCCCCAGUGCACGGAGGAGGGCACCUACCCGCUCACAGAGGUCAACCCCGCCGACACCUGCUGCAACAUCACGUCCUGCAAGUGCAACACCAGCCUGUGCCCGGCGACGCCGUCCAAGUGCCCACUGGGAUUUGAAGUGAAGAGUGAGAUCACACCCGGGAAGUGCUGCCCCACCUACACCUGUGUGCCCAAGGGUGUGUGCGUUCACCAGAAUGCUGAGUACCAGCCGGGGUCGCCAGUUUACUCCUCCAAGUGCCAGGACUGCGUGUGCACCAACCGCAGGAACAGCAGCACCGAGCUCAACGUCAUCUCCUGCACCCACGUGCUCUGUGACAACUCCUGCAGCCCCGGCUUUGAGCUGGUGGAGGCCCCCGGGGAGUGCUGUGGUAAGUGUGAGCAGACCCACUGCAUCAUCAAGAGGCCCGGCAAGGAACCCAUCAUCCUAAAGCCCGGGGACAUAAAGCAUGACCCCAAGAAUAACUGCACAUUCUUCAGCUGCGUGAAGAUUCACAACCAGCUCAUCUCUUCGGUCUCCAACAUCACCUGCCCCGACUUUGACCCCAGCAUCUGCCUCCCGGGUUCCAUCACUCUCAUGCCCAAUGGUUGCUGCAAGAAAUGCAUCCCUCGCAACGAGACCAGGACCUUCUGUUCCGCCAUCCCCGUUACCCGGGAAAUUUCUUUCGCCGGCUGCACCAACAAAGUCAGGAUGAACUACUGCUCUGGGUCCUGCGGGACCUUCGCCCUGUACUCGGCCGAGGCCCAGGCCCUGGACCACAGGUGCUCCUGCUGUAAGGAAGAACGGACCAGCCAGCGGGAGGUGGUGCUGCACUGUCCCCAGGGCGGCUCGCGGAGCCACACCUACACCCACAUCGAGAGCUGCCGGUGCCAGGACACCGUCUGCGAGCUCCCGCCGGCCCCGCGCCGCGUCCCCGGCCGCUCCCGGCGCUCCAGCCCCGGGGGCCUGCGCCCAGGAGGCGCUUGA